Gamsiella multidivaricata is the source of this 2196-nucleotide messenger RNA. RefSeq lists its product as uncharacterized. Lineage: Eukaryota; Fungi; Mortierellomycota; Mortierellomycetes; Mortierellales; Mortierellaceae. The record is from RefSeq and is a predicted model, not a curated record. The transcript has 3 exons. The coding region runs from base 272 to 2080 and encodes 602 amino acids.
GGGCACACCCCCUUCUUUUCAAGGCAAGCGAUGGACCGGUUCCCUGAAGGGUUUGCUGCAGGUCAAGGGCGGAGGCCCUGUUCUACUUUUUCUUCUCACACUCUUUCUUUUCUUUCUUUCCUUCCUUUCCUUCCUUUUCCUUCUUCUUUGUCUCUGGUUCCUCUUUCUACACUCCUCUCGUUCCUCGCCUCCCCCGCCAGCUGUUUGGUGCCCAUUGCUGAUACUUCGCUACAUUAAUCCCUGUUUGAAUAUUUGAAUACCCGCGUUCGGAAUGGAGCACGUUUCCAAGACCACGGACGAGCGUCCAGAGCUGACCAACCUCUCCACCUUCUCAUCUGUCCCUACUGCCGGUAAUGCCCCCGAGCUCUCUGUCGCCGAGGCACCAACUCCUCAGGAGCCCCUUCCGCUGCCUUCGUCAAAAUCAGGCAUCAAGCAACGUCUGCAACUCUCGCAGAAUCGCCUGCUCUCCCUGGACUUGCUGCGAGGACUCGCCAUCCUUAUCAUGAUUGUAUGCAAUGCACAAAUUGGCGACACAGUCUUUUUCAUCCUUGAGCACCCGGCAUGGAUUGGCUUCACUAUCGCAGACACGGUCUUCCCCAGCUUCCUUUUCAUCACCGGUUGCACCAUGCCACUGUCAGUGCGCGCGGACCCCAAUCCAGGACCAGGUAGUCACUAUUAUAGGAGCCAGGCCCUCCGAGUCUUUAAGCGAUCCGUUAUCAUCUGGCUGCUGGGAGUCGUCCUCAACCUCUAUGGACUGGUUCAGCUCCACGUAGGUGCCGACAAGUUCCGCUGGCCCAAUGUCCUAAACCGUAUCGGUUUCUGCUACUUGAUUGUCGGCUGGAUGCACGUCCUUGUCCUUGCGCGCGGAAGAAUCCCAGAGAAACCAUUGUCUUCCUCCUACCUCUACUCGUUCAACCCACAAACCAACGGACCUCAAGCGCGCCCCCUCGGCUUUGAGGCAGACGCCAAGAAGGAUUAUAUCGAGGACAGUAAAACGGCUGACUCCGAGUCAGACCAUAACGAUAGCGGUGCCUGGUCGUGGUUCUUGCGGGUGACCCUCCCAUAUUACUUGCCCGCUUCGUGCUUGUUCAUCUGGCUCAUCUGUACCUAUACCGUCCAGGUCGAGGGUUGCCCCGAGCGGGCCAUGAUCCGUGACCCCGCAUGCAGUCCUCAGGCCUACUUUGACCUCAAGGUCUUUGGCACGGCUCACACGUACCGCCACCUGAACUUUGAUCCCGAGGGCUCUCUCUCGACCCUGACUUCAAUCUUGAACGUCUGGUUUGGAUGGUUCAUUGGAUGCACGGUCCGAUCACUCAACGCUCAGGUCAAGCAGACAACCAAUGAUUUUAAGGCCUGGCGCGAGGCACGAGGCAAUGCCGAGGACCAGGAGUCGCUGGUGCAGGAUGUCCUCGAGCAGGAGAUGAUCACCAGGAUCUAUAACGAACACUUGAGCCAGUGGUUCUGGUGGGGCAUCCUCUGGAUGUUUACAGGAUGGGUCUUCAGCUUGGGUCUGCCUCUCUCCAAGCCCAGCUGGACUGCAACGUAUGCAGUUCUGGCCGCUGGCGUCUCCCAGACAGUCCUCUCCAUCCUCUUUUACAAGUUUGAUGCCCAGCCCAAGACCAAGCGCCUGGUGCAAGUGUACCUGGAGCAUCAAGGCUUCCGUUCCAACAACCAGCUAUCACGCCACUAUCGCCAUCGCGACACGGAGCAGGGUGUGUCUGUGCCUGCUAGAACAAGAACCAACUACUCGAGCGCUCUGAAUAUGUACUACAAGGUCGACCAUUUUCUCCGUCACUGGUUCCGCAAGGCCAUCCUUGUGGUCUUGGGCAGCAUGGGUCGCAAUGCAAUCCUGAUGUACAUGUGCUCGGAACUCGUUCAGGGAACGUGCUCGCUCAUUCCCGGUGGCACUGACCCGGCCACAGGCGAUUCAUGGGACCUGUGCACUUCUGCCUUUAGCCACACCUGGGGCGCGCUCGAUAUUGGCGGAUGGGGAUCGCUAUUCUAUUCCUUGGGCUUUGCUGCCCUCCACGUUCUUUUGGCCAUCUUUCUGGAUUAUAAGAAGUGGUACUUUAAGAUCUAAACGGCAGUCAGCCUUCCAGCCUUCCUGUACAUUUGCACACCGUUACAAACCAUGCCUUUAUAUCUAUCCAUACUCAAUUUUAAUAAAUAAAUAAUGAUAGCUGAUGUUUUUGUUAU